AGUUUUUCAUAAGAUUUUCUUGAGCAAUCAACAAGUCUUGUUUCGUGGUGUAAAUUGUAUUUUUUUGCGUUUUGGAUUUGGGUCAAUUGGAUAAGAAAAUUGGAAGCAGUGACCUUUUUAUUUAUUUUCCCUAAAAUUACUUACUACAAGUAUGGAAUGUGUGCAAUCGUUCAAAGCUGGUUGGAAAAUCAAUCAAAACGACGAAGCUUGUUACAUUGAGAUUGAUGAAGAUGACGACGAAGGCUGUGUUGUUGAUGAAAAUGAAAUGAUGUCCAAAUGGAGUGACCUUCCAGAUUUGCUACUUGAAGAAAUCUUCUCCUACUUGAGUAUAAGUGAACGUUAUUACGCCAGCUUGGCAUGUAAAAAUUGGUAUCGUGCCUUCUAUUUGAAAAGAGUUUGGUCGAACUUCCUGAUUGAAGAUGAAACACUUUGUCGGAGAAAAUUUAAUUAUUACAGUGGCUGGAAUCAUGUUUUAGAUCAUAUAAGAACGCAAACAUGUUUAUCAAGAGUUGGGCAGUAUUUUAAGCAACUUGAAUUUGUUCCAACGCACAAUUUUAAUAACAUGUAUCAGUUCAUGACGCUUCUUACUUUCAACAUUCAACAAAGCAGAAGAACAAAUUGCGAUUUAGAAUAUAGCGGAGUUGGUAAACACAUCACAUCAUUGAAAUAUAUUUUUCCCUGUAACAUGGCAAUGAGAUCAACAGAUGACGUUAAGCUUUUUGGGACCGGAGGGCAACUUUUGAAGACUCUCAAAGGAUUGCUUUAUGAACUGAAUAAAUUGAAAACCUUGAAACUUGUUGAUUUAAUGCUUGAACGAUACGAAGCCAAACAUUUAUUGGAUGAGGUGUUGGAAUCUUGUAAUAUGGUUUUAAAGGAAUUGGUGUUGAUUAAUGUUACAAACACUCAUUGCCCAAUCAUGCAUGUUGGUCUCUUCUUCAAUCUCCAAAUUCUUACAAUUUCCCCUCAAAACUUGGACGAUGAUGUCCUUCAAUUACUCGCAUCGACAGCUUUAAAACAUUUACACAUUUUCCAAAACAAUUAUUGCCCAACGACGCCAGCUGCUUGUUCUCCGAAAGCAUGGAAGCAACUUAGAACAGAGAAUCCUAAAAUCAAAGUUCAUUUGCGGGUUGAAUCAACAACGAAUGCUGAUUUAACUUUUCAACCGAACGCUCCUGUUUACUCUGUAACCUACCGCACUCCAAGGAAUCAAAUUACAUCGGAAAAAAUCAUUAGAAUCGUUGAUUUAUACAAAUAUACCCUCACCACUUAUGGCCACGAGCUUCUGCCAAAAUAUUCUUGUCCCAAGUCAUUUCAUAAUCGAAUUGACAGCUUAUUGGUUCUAAUGGCACGUCAAUGUCCUGAUCUAACAAGCUUAACAAUCAGAGAAAAAGUGUCAACAUCGACUUUACUGUUGCUAGCCAAAACCGCAAUAAAUUUAAGAUUCUUUCAUGUUCGAUUGCACGGAGUCAUCCAGAAAUGUGAUUGGCCGAAGAAUCCUGACUGGUCUGAAGAAUUCUAUGAAUGGCUUCGAAUAUCGUCACGUACAUAUGAGUCGACUGAAAGGGAAAUUUCUCAAAUUCUUGGAUACAAAUGGACAAUGCUAUGUGAUAAAAGCUUUAAAAAAGUAAAAAUUCAUUUGUCAGGUUUCACAAUUUGAAGUUUUGUGAAAUUUAACAAAAAAUAAAUUUAAUAAAAAGAAUUUUCUUUUCUCAAAUUAAUUUCUUCUUUCUUUUCAAAGAAUUAAAUUUAUUUGCUUUGAUGUAUUUAUAGCAAGAAGAAAUUCAAGAAAAUUAAUUGAAAGACAAUAAAUAAGAAAGCUUUAAACUUUGAUUGAUUCUCGUUCAAGUGACAUCAGUGAAGAGCUUAAAAAGCUUUCAAAAGACUCAUAAAUCAUGAAAUUUAAUUGUAAAAAUAAAUUGCGUAGAAAACGUUGUAGAACGGAAAGUUCAAUGAUUCUGAAAAUAAAUUUAUACAGACAAUCAAAAACACAAGUUUUCAGCUCGUUUGAAAUGUUUCUUUACUAAUUGAAAUAUUUUUCAUCCUUUCUCAUCAUCAAAUGGCUACAAGUUACAUUCCUGGUGUGUGUUUAUUGUCAUAUUUUUUUUUAAUUUUUAUAUUUUCUUUAAAUAUCGUUUCUGAGAAUUCUACUUUAUUUAACAAUUAAUUAAGUUUCUAUGUUUUCUUUCUCUGCGAAAAUAUGUAGCUGCCGUCUGAGGAAAACCUUUGUUCUGUUAUUGAUUAUUAUUGUUUUUUGUCUUUGGAUUCGUUAAAUCUUUUAAUCGUUCUGAGAAUAUCUUUGAGAAUAUCUCUUAAACUUCAAAAAUUCUUGUUUUCUUUGCUACAAAUCCUUUUUUUUUCUUUUCUCUAAAAUAGUGUCCACAUUAAUUACAUAAUUUUAAAGUUGAGAAACUUUUUACCUUUGUAUAUAUAUAUAUUUAUAUAUAUAUGUUU
Messenger RNA from Clunio marinus, 2451 nucleotides. The record is from the annotation of a GenBank genome assembly. Lineage: Eukaryota; Metazoa; Arthropoda; Insecta; Diptera; Chironomidae.